Messenger RNA from Amoebophrya sp. A120, 12516 nucleotides. The record is from the annotation of a GenBank genome assembly. Lineage: Eukaryota; Dinophyceae; Syndiniales; Amoebophryaceae.
UGGCUUCGCUCCAACUUCAAAUUGGAGAAGGGGUUGCACCCCCAUCAAGGGCGCCGCGUAUCUACUCGUCGCCCCCCUCGUGUAUGUGUCUUUCUGACGCGUGACAAUGGCAGGCAUCGAUCGCGAAAAUGUUCAGGAUCAGCCAUUGUGGUUUAUUCAAAACGCGUCAUGCGUGUUGAAAAAACUGCUGGUCGUGUGAGUCUCCUUUUUUUUUCUGCUAGUGUGUAUGUUUGCCGUAAAAAAGGAACGAGGGGGCACCUCCGUGCCUAUGAGAGAAUGAUGAGUGAGAAGCGGCCUGAAUAAUGGACAGGCCGGCGCCGGUCGGCGUUCAACAUGUCACUCAUUGUCGGAUGAGAAGAAAAAACUGCAGCGGGUCAAGAAGUUGAGAGAGAUACACCACGACAACCGCUUACCUGCUACAACAGGGGAUCGGCCCACCUCUAAGAGGUUUUCCGGCGUUUGUCAUGCGAGAUUUUCCUCCUGGGUCUGGAUUUCGAUUUCAUGAUUAACUGCUCUUAUCCAGACUUGCACUUGUAAGAAGCGCGACGAUGACAAAAGUAAAGAUGCGUGAAGACUAUUUAACUUGAGUGUGGUGUUGGGGAACACGCUGACAGGACAUCGAUCAGCCAUUGGUUUGUCCUUGUUCCAUACCCAAUCGCAUUACGGACGAGUGCUCUCGUCCUGGGAGGAUGACAACGGCUACGCUGCUCUCGUCUUGCAGCGUAUGACGCGGCACAAUUGGUCGUGGUAGUGCAAACAGUGCAUAUCGGGUUUUUCAACGCUUCGAGAUUAAAAUGCAUUGAUUGCCAGCACCAGCCCGGGAUGGCUGCGGAGCAGGAAACUAUGUAUAGAGAAACCUAAAUUCGGUCGUUGACAAACUGUUUCUUGUGGCCCACCAAUUUCGCCGUCCAUACCAAUCGGGCUCAUCUUUGAAAGGGCCGCCAGAUGAGAGGGACUCGCGCAUACCAUCAACUGGCUCGACGACCCGAAUAUGGCACGACAUCACGGACUCGUCGCGGGGAAGAAGACGAAAACAGCUCUUCUUCCCAACGAAGCUCCUCACAACCUGCGCACUGCUUUCCUCUUCCUUCACACCCAAAAAUACCCUCGCCGCGAAAAUCGCCGGGAAGAAAGCAGACGCUUCUGUCGUGAAAAAGGCAUCAACUACCGCAGGUCGUGUUGCAGCGAGUAAACUCACGAAGAUGGAUGUUGAAAAAGCAAAAACUUCUAAAACAUCCGUCCAGAUGAAGUCAGCAAUACAAAUGAAAGCCGAACAUCAAGCUGCAGCAAAGAAGGCCGAGGCGGAGCGAGCUGAAGCGAAACGAGAAUUGCAGAAGAUCCGGAAGGAGAAAGCCGCGGCGGCGGCGCAGACUAUGCUGUGUAAAAACGUCCCCACCUCCCCAGAGUUGUCACGCAAAUCUGCAUGCCAAAAGCAAUUUGUCAUGUGGAGCCCCAUGAGAAGCAUUGUCUAUUCGUAUUCGGGAAUUUGUGAUGCUAGAAUCAGCUGCAGCAUGAAAUGAUAUGCUGGAUCUGUGAUGCUACUUCUGAACUAGCGAAACAGGAUUACACUACGAAGAAAAACUUGUCAUGCGAAACAACCAAAGCUGGUGGAUUUGUAUAGCAGGUUUUGCAUCAGCAUCUUGACUCUGGUGUGGGGACGGUUUUACUGACGAUACAGACCGAGCUGAAGUUUGCGCCGGAAGCGCUGCUGGAAGAAGAGAUGACAUUGGAGGAACAAGAAGCGGCCAUGAAGCCGUAUGGCUUGCAAAUAUGUCUGGGUCUGGAAACUUGUAAUGCUAGUAAAAGUGAAUGGUAGACGGUAGGCACACUGCAAUACGCAGCUACGCAUGACAAAUUUUUUGGCUCCCAUGUCUUACGUAUUCCGCAUGGCAAACUGCGUUUUUGCAUGACAGGUAAGCGGGCCCUUUCGUGCCUAUGCAACACAGAUUCUCGAGUCAUGCCAGACAAGCAUGACAAACUUGCAUUCUUCCAGACCCAGACAAUAAAUUUUGCACUUGAUAAGCCGCAAGACCCGGCCACGGCGGUGAGUUUGCUGCAAACGACCAGGAACCGGGUCAUUUCCAGCUUGGAAAAAGAAAUUGCCGACAUCGACAAGGAAGCGAGCAAACACAAGGCGCAAAAUAUCACAGGAAAAAAGUGUUAAUACAGUUACACAUUUGUUGGAAUUUCAGCAUCACAAGUUUUCCCUGUGUGACGGAGAAAACCUGUGAUGCGCAGACUAUGAGGGAAAACACGAAUGAAAUGAGGCUGGCAAGCAUUUCCUGCAGGACAGAGGUUGUCUGUCUUGCUUGUCUUCCAUUAGACUGUGUAACUGUAGCACUUUUUUCUCGUGAUACAAAACACCUACACGGAAAACGGCAUGCGGGUAUUGGGGUUCGAAGAGAUGCGGAAAAUCUUUCUCCAUGACAACCUCGCGGCGGAAAAAACCAGAGACAACGGUAUAACCCGCUCAGGCGUUACAAUCUCAAACGAUACAAUACAAUCUGAGAUUUGUCUUGCGUGAUGAGCAUGACAGACUCGCAGAGCGUUCCACUUUCUGUAAUACAAAUUUCGCCAGAUUGUAGUGGGGUUUGAGGCUCCGGAACUUGUCAUGCGCAAUCCCAUAACAGUUUGCUAGAUCAUGCACUCCUGCAACACAGAUUUCCAUAUUCUAUAUGUAACGUUUGAGAUUGUAGCACCUGAGCGGGUUAUAAACGGGGAAGACGACAAUUCGGGAGAAGGAGCAGGACAGACGAUCGAGAGACUCGGGCACCAGCACCACGGGAAGAAGCGCAAUGGUCACGGCAAGAGCCGGGUGGAGAAGGCAAAACACACAUCGACAUCGUCGAAUCAAAAACACAAACACACGGAUGAACUUGAACGCGACGACAAGAAACAAGACGCAGAGAUGAACAAACAGCACUCCAUAUCGUAUUUAAAAACGUCCCCACCCCAUUAGUUGUAAUGCAAAUCUGCAUGCUGAAAAUGUUUCUCAUGCGGAGCCCCAUGAGAGGCGUUUUCUAGUCGUGUUUCGCAAUUUGUCAUGCUCCAAUCAGCAUGAUAUACUAGAUCUGUGAUGCUGCUGAACUAGCUCAAACAGCACUACGCUACGAGCCAAAAUUUGUCAUGCACGGCAGCCAAGACUUGUGGAUUUGUCUAGCCGAUUCCCCAUCUUGACUAUGGGGUGGGGACGUUUUUACACAGGAUACUCCAACCUGACAGGACAGAACAAACCGGGCCAGAAGGUCGCGUUUCUGGAAGUAGAAAAGGACCAGCUGGCGAGUACCAUAUGUAAAAACGUCUCCACCCCAUAGUCAAGCUGGGAACUUAGCAACACAAACCCAAAAGCUUUGGGAGCAACGCAUGACAAAUUCCAGUCCGUAGUGUAGUUCAGUUUAGCAAGUGCAGCCGCAUCACAAAUCCAUCUGCUCAUCCCGUUUACAGCAUAUAGAAAUUGUUCCAAAACGCCACUGGAAACGCCUCUCAUGGAGAUGCGCACUACAAAUCUUCCUGUAAUCGCAAAUCUGCAUGACAACUAUGGGAUGGGGCGGACGUUUUUACUCAGGAUAGCGAGCCAGGGAAUUGUACAGGAAGACCUGCAGUCGAAGUUUGAGAAGCACAUGCACAAAGUCGUCAGUGACGAGUCUUCCUCUGACGAGAAGUACUACUGGCUCAGCAAAAACCGCAAGGUAAGAAAUGACGGCGCCGAAGUAUGUAUUGCAAAAGAAGUUGUAUUUUUGCGGUAGUACUAGAAAUUGCAACUGCCUCUAUGCAACAUGAGCAUGACAGAUUUGCUUGCUAUCCUGGAUCUGCAUGACAAGUUACAAAUUUUCUGAGAAAAUUUGUAUUGCAGUUUCUACUACGUGCCUAACUUUUGCAAUGCAUACGCAACGUCUGGCGACGAUGACAUGGACUGGGACGAGACGCGCACGUCGCGGGAAGGAGACCUGGCUAUGCUCUGCAAAAGUAUCGUACUGGUGGUGGUAAUUGCUGCUAUGCAUGACAAAUCUCCUCCCUAAAGUAAAACAGCAUUACAAAUUUUUUUUGUAAUGCUAAGCAAAUUUGUAAUGCAAUUACUACUAGUGGCGCGAUACUUUUGCAAUGCAUACUAUCUUUGCUGCAGCAAGAGGCAGCAGACACCGCCAUGACGAAGCUGUCCUCGGUAUCCUGAGUAAAAACGUACCCACACCAGAGUUGUAAUGCAAAUCUGCAUGCUGAAAAUGUUUCUCAUGCGCAGCCCAAUUAGAAGCAUUUUCUACCCGCCUUUUGGAAUUUGUCAUGCUCCAAUCAGCAUCUUAUGCUAGAUCUGUGAUGCUGCUGAGCUAGCUCAAACAGCACUACACUACGAAUCCAAAUUUGUCAUGCAAAACGGCCAAAGCUUGUGGAUUUGUCUAGCCGAUUCCCCAUCUUGACUCUGGUGUGGGUACGUUUUUCCUCAGGAUACUCGGCCGACGCCAGGUAUCUCCAAGGGAUGGAAGCUGCUGUAUCAAAAGGAACCCCCCCCCAACUAAGACGGAGAUUUGUGUAGCAUGAUUUGCUACCACAAAUCAUGUUGUCAUGCUAGAAGGCAAAAGAUGCGGGCUGUAGUGCUGGCUGGCGUGGGAAAGCCUUGCAUCUUCCGCAUGACAGGAGGCGAGUGGAAGUGGGAAACAGCAUGACAAAUAUCCUGCAAUUCAGGUCGCAAUUGCGUCGGUUGGCCUUUUAGCAAUACAAGUCGACUUGUGUACGCAAAUCCAGCAUCACAAAUGUGCUUUCCAAUACGGGGAAGGGGGGGUUUUCCUCGCAAUAUGAUUCGCGGGCGGCCGGGCUUGACGAGGACGAGGGGAAUGAUCCGUCGCCAGAAAACGACCCGGCAGUGAAAGAAGACGACGACGAUGAUGAUGCGGCCAACGGGGGCGAAAGUAAACACACUGCUGAAUUGAAGAAGCAGUACUGGAUAUUGUGAGGGAAAAUGUCCCCACACCAGAGUCAAGAUGGAAAAUCUGCUAGACAAAUCCACCAGCUGUGGCUGCUUCGCAUGACAAGUUUGUCCUCGUAGUGUAAUCCUGUUGAGCUAGUUCCGGAGCAUCACAGAUCUAGCAUAUCAUGCUAAUUUAGCAUCACAAAUUCCAAGACACGGUUAGAAAAUGGCUCUCAGUCUCAUGGGGCGUCGCAUGAGAAACUUUCUUGGCGUGCAGAUUUGCACGACAACUCUGGGGUGGGGACGUUUUUACUCAGAAUACUGGAUGUCAAAAAAGCGGCGAGGUGGUGGGGCGAACAAAGACGUGCCGUCCGGCCCCCCGCCCGAAGAUGUGAAGAAGGAGCUCGAGCGUCGCAACGGUCCGAUGUUUUUAUCAAAUGCAAAUAUGUCUAGGUCUGGAUGGAUGCAAUACCAAUAUGUUUGCCAUGCACAUUUUGCAUGACUCCUAAUGUCUGUGAUGCAUGCCCUAGCAUCACAGAUUUUAUGAGGGCUUCUUGAUGUUGCGUAUACCGCAUCAGAAUUGCCCUCUCGCCAGGGCAAAGACUGGACCUCUUUUGCUAUGUAUGCAAUACAGAUUUAUUGUGGAAUCCAAAUCCAGCAUCACAAGUUGCAUCCUUCCAGACCCAGGCAUAUUUGCAGUUCAUAGCUUUCCACGUUCGCCAAUAUGGCGGGGAGAAACUACAACAAGCUCGUUUUGUUUCAGAAGAAGAAGUAUGCAUUGCAAAAGUAUCGUACUCGUAUUGCAGACAUGCAUCACAAAUCUUCUUCUUAAGGUAAAUCAGUAUUACAAAUUUUAUUUCUCAUGCUGAGAAAAUCGAAAUUUGUAAUGCAUUUAUACGAGUGCGAUGCUUUUGCAGCGGAUAAGAAGGAAGAAAAACAGCGACAGGAAGAGGAGCGUAAAAAGCUUAUCCUGAGCAAAAACGUACCCACACCAGAGUUGUAAUGCAGAUUUGCAAAGAAAAGAAGACUUGUAAUGCACAUCCCCAUGAGAGCCAUUUCCAAUCUUGUUUUGGAAUUUGUGAUGCUGUGAACAGGAUGAGCAGAUGAAUCUGUGACGCGGCUGCACUUGCUAACCUGCACUACGCUGCAUCGUGCAACUUGUCAUGCGUGACUCACAAACUUCCUAGGUUUGUGUUGCAAAACCCCAUCCUGACUCUGGUGUGAGUACGUUUUUCCUCAGGAUAAAGCUGGACGAGGAAGAAAAAGCCGCAGAUGGAGGUGCUGAGCCGGAAGUUGGGCAAGUACUAGAUAGUGUGCAGAAGAACAGGGCAGAAGCCACAGCUACUACGUCCUCGCAGGGAGAACACCUACAUCAGACAGAACUGUUGAAAACGCCCAGUAAAAUUAUUCGUCCGGCUGUUCAAAAAGUAGGAGAGGAAGAUCAAGACCACGACGAAGAUAGCGGCGUCAGUGAAAGAACUACGAGUAGCAAGAACAGAAUUAUACCAACUCGGGCUGCAAACGCAAAGGUAGAUGAUGAAAAGAACACCGCCUUGAUAUCGUGAGGAAAAAUCCCCCCUCCCCAUAUCGAAACGAAGUUUCUGAUGCUGGAUUUCCGUACACAAAUUAGAUUUGUCUUGCAGUAGAGGACUGCCGGCAUAUGUCAAGCCUCAGCCGAGAGGUUUUGCCGUAGGCGCCUAGCAUGGCAAACGUGUAUGCUCUAAGCCCAACAGCAUCACAAACCGCCUGCAAAAUGCGGGGCGCUCUCUAGACUUGCCCUCUUGCAAGACAGACAGGAUUUGAGGUCACAAAUGCGCAUCACAAAUUUUCAGACGGAUACGCUUUCAAUAUGGGGAGGGGGGAUUUUUCCUUACGAUACUUGAACAACAAUCAGGAGAACUGGCCGCAUCUAGAGCUUCCGGCGGUGGAGAAAGUUUCAUCGUCAGCAACUACAUCUGGUGCAGCUUUCCAUGAUGCGCAUGCCUCCUCGUCGACUUUUGCAACGGCUUUGCUGCAGGAUCAAAAAGACAAAUCCGAGACCGAAGCAGAAAAGAAUCGGAGGGAGUCGGUCGAGGAGGAUCGAGAACUUCUAGGCGUGCAGGCGGACGAGAAAGGAUCAGAAACCGACAAGGAUGAGUCAAAAUCAGCGAAAGAACAAAACGAAGUCGAGACCGGUACUGAUACGUCGGAAGUUGUAGGCCGCUCGGAAAAGGGGACUGACGCUGAGGCAGCUGCAAAUAACGAAGGUGAGUCAGGGAAAGAAGAGAAGGAGACUGAGACAGCUACUGCAGAAGAAAAUGAAAAUGAUAAUAAAGCCGCCGCAGACCAGCACGAGGACAAAAAAUCGUCCUCUGCACUUCACGAGGCGAUUACAAAAAAGAAGAACAAGGAUAUCCAAGAAAAAAACUGUGUAAGUGUAAGUUUCUUGGAGGAAUAGCAUCACAAGUUUGCUCUGCAUGACACAGAAAACCUGUCAUGCGUAGCUGGUACGUCAAAACACGCACGAAGAUUGCCUUUGAUGCAUGUCCAGCAUGACAAGUGUAACAGGUUUGCAUUUUCUGCAACACAAAGUUACACUUACACAGUUUUUUUCUUGGAUAAAGGAGAACUUCAUGGAAACCGAAAGAACCAUGAUCCAGACCCGGUCGAAAGAGGCGAUCGCCGCGGACUUGAAGCAUCAACCGCAAACAUGUCUGGGUCUGGAAGAGAAGUGCCAGACUUGUCAUGCAGAUUUUCCAUGACCCACGAGGUCUGGUAUGUAGGACACAGCAUUACAGAUUCUGUGAGAGUUUCAUCAUGGCUAUCCUGCAUGAGAAAUUGCCUCUCGAUUAGGUCGAAAGUGGCCAGCUUUUGGCAAUCACGCAACACAGAUUUUUACAUGAUUCAGAUUUAGCAUGGCAGGUUGCUUUGUUCCAGAUGAGCCAGACACAUUUGCAUUUGAUAUGAAGAAGCACACCGCGAAAUACGGCUACACGGCGGAAACCGCGGCGAAGAAAUUCGACAAGGAUCUACUGUAUCAGAUGCAAAUAUGUCUGGGUCUGGAAGAAUGCAAGAUUUGCCAUGCUCGGCUAGCAUGAGUCUCAAGUCUGUCAUGCACGUUACCCAAGAGCCUCGCUUUUCUGUCAUGCGGAAACGCAGUUUGUCAUGCAGAAUAGAGUACACCGACCAGCUCAGAAACUUGUCAUGCUGGAACGGCAAUUGCGGCACCCUAAUCAUUCGCCAACCAGCAUCCCAACUUUCCAGACCCAGACAUAUUUGUAUUUGAUAGACUGGAGGCGAUGGAGCAGCAGAACAAGUUCCUCGUCUCUACCGACGCAAACAAAGCGCACCAGAACAUUGUCGAUUACAUAUCCGCAGCAAAAACGCUCCCACCCCAGAGGUGUCAUGCAAAUGCGCAAUGACACAAGCAUUUGUAAUGCGCAUCUGCGUGAGAGGCAUUUCCAAUCGUGUUUUGGAAUUUCUAAUGCUGUAAACACCAUGAAAAAAUGGAUUUCUCGUGCGGCUUUCCUUGCUAACCAGUACUACCCUGCAGAUGAGAAUUUGUCAUGUAGAACUUCCAAAACUUGGAGAUUUGUGUUGCAGAUUUCCCAGCAUCUCGACUCUGGGGAGGUGGGGACGUUUUUGCGCAGCAUAUUACAUGACAAAUUUCGAUAACGCGCAGAGUCACAAUUACCAGCAGGUGUUGUGGCCGAAUCUGGAAUAUGCAGUGCAAAAGCAUCGUACUCGUAUGAAUGCAUUACAAAUUUCUCCAGCGUGAAAGAUAAAAUUUGUAAUGCGGAUUUACCUUAAGAAAAAGAUUUGUAAUGCAAGACUUGCAUUUAUACGAAUGCGAUACUUUUGCAGUUCAUAUGGAACCUCCGUCGGAGCAGCAGGUGACGGAUUUUAUCACAGCAAAAAGUGUUAACGUUAACGGAGUUUGUGAUGCAUUGAACAUCAUGCCGAAAGUUGUAAUGCAUAGCAUGCACCAUAUUGGGUUACAUUUGCGAUGCAUGACUGCAAUCUGUGCAAACCGUUCACGUUGUUGACGCUUUUCCUUGUGAUAGAUUUUACGGUGAAGUUAUCCUCUGUGUUCUCCGCCGCGACGAAUGGGACGAAAUGCCACGAUAGCGAUAUGCUGGUAUGGUUGAAUUCAUUUUCAGAUAAUUUCGUUUCCGUUUUUGACGUUUUGGUGUUUUAGGAGUUUGGCAAUGAAAGAUCGUCGACGAUAUGAACAUGAUCAUGAUCACCAUCUUGCAUAUAUGAACCGCAGUACAAGUAGAAAUCGAGGUACUUAUACAUGCAAAAAGUAGAACCUCUUCUACAACGAACUCUCACAGUCCGCCGACUCCUUUUGUCAGACGAAGCCAGAAAUCGCUCCGUAUCUGCAAAUCGACUUCGGGGAUAAAAUCCCGAUCACGAAAGUCCAGCUCUACGCGAGGUCGCAGAACUGCGCGCGGCUGCUCUUCAUGAGCCGGGAUCCUGGGACAAACGGGGAUUUGGACAAGUGGCCAGAUGACGCGAGUUUAGACCAAGCGGAACUGGACAAGGACUGUUCCGAAGACUGGCAGGCGAACGCAAAUUUGGUGGUCGGUUUGUCGAACACACAGUGUCUAGAUGAAGGGCCCGGAGGAAAUUACGCAAGUGGGUACGGGUGUCAGGGGUAUAGAAUAGAACAUGCUGUUAUGCAAUUACGCCAGCGAAAUCUGUCAACAAGACCCGAUUUUCAACAAAACGAAAAACUUUUUUUGUAUCAGGCGAAUGGGGCAGCCCGGCCCGAAAAAGUUUCUAGCAUUCGCCACCGCUACGACGCGCGCUAGCUUUUUCCGGCCUCGCUGACUUAUGAAAAAGUGCGCGCGCGCUAGCUGGUGGCGCGGGGCAGCUAGAUUGCUUGUGGCCGUGCGUGUGGCUUCACCAUUGCCGCCCCGGGUCAGAGACAUACCCAACCGGCGAUCGCAGGCCAUCAGCUGCGAUUGCCGGAUGCCCUCAUGAACGACCACCAGAACCCCGGGGCGCAGGCGUUUUAGCUGUCUGGCCUCCCGUUUUGCAGCGCUGCUUCGCCUCGCCGAAGGCUCGCGCCCUGUGCUUCGCUGGGGGCUUCCAUACGAACCCGCCAGGCGCGGAAGGCUCGGAAGCGGCCACCCGGCCGCCUGCGGUGGGGCCCUCCCAAAAAAUGAAACGGCACGCGCCAGCGCCGCCCAUCUCGGGCGAGGCUUUGGCGGCGCAUGCGGCCGGCCCGGCCAUGCAGCGGCCCGCGGGCCAACCCGCGGCAAAGAUUCGCUGCGCGGGAGCCCGACAGCUAGUUGCCAUCCGGCCGGCGGGCGAAGGGCCGGGCGGCCGGCCGGCCGGGCCGUCCCUUGACCCCGGCCCUUGACCCCGGAGCUCGCCGCGAUUUUCCCGGGAUUUUGAAGCCCAAAAAUGACCCAAAAAUGGCCGCCAAAUCGAAUGAGAUAGCCCCUUAACGUUUUUGAUCAACAAGACAGGGAAAAUGGCCGCGAGUCGACCCCGAUUGUUGGCGUGAGUGCUCGGAAAGGCCCGGCCGUGUCGCCGAGGCUUCUCGGAGAAGGCAUCCCGAGCCGGAUCGCGGUUGCCUGGCUUCUUGGGUUGCGUGGGUGUGGGGUGGCAUCGGGCACGCAGCUGGCUGCCCGGCGCGGCUGUGCCGCCCCUCGAUGCGAAAGCGGAAGCGUAGUGGGCGCAGGUGGGCGGCCCACAUUCGCCGACCGCGCCAGGUUUCGGAAGGGGGCACGGGGGCGGGGGGAAGAAUUUGUGCCUUGGGAGGAUUCCCAACGUGGCCCGCGUCGCAGCCGCAACGAGCUGCAGAAAAAGCGCAAGCGGGGCAAAGGAAGCCAAAGCACAGCCGUGCGCCCAAAGGUAGCUGCGUUGUGCAUGCCCCAGCCCAAGGCCCCGAAGGUGGGAGAUGGGCCCUGCGCCGCUAUGAGGCUUCAUGACUUGCACGGCCGGCGUGGUAGACGAAGCGCACAAAGUGCUUGAGGUGGAAGCGGGUCGACGCUUGUCGCGCGCAACUAGAGGCGUAGUAUGCCCCUUGGGUGUCAUCAACAGUGCCAGGCCCUGCGAGCCCCAGCAACAAGAGGCGACCGCGCCAACUCCCUUCGCCUUAUUAUCGGGAGAGGCGCGAGACCCAAAUUUUUUUUUUCGUUUUGUUGAAAAGAAGGUCUUGUUGACAGAUUUCGCUACCGUAGCAAUACAAAUUUCCCGUACAUGUACAAGGUGCAUCACAAAUUUCACCACUUUGGAUCGUAAAACUUGUCAUGCUAAACUAGGAUCGAAGCCAAGUUUUGUCAUGCGGACACCGCAUUUGUAUGUGUACGGGAAAUUUACUGCGGAUCGCUGUGGCGUGUUUCGUUUUUUCUCCUCGACGUGUCGUUUUGAGAAUCACAAAUACAAAAGCAAAAACGUGAUCAAUUCUAAUUCUGUUAUGAAUAUAAAAAUCAAGCAUGAACAAGACGAAAACGAUAUCCUGAGUAAAAACGUACCCACCCCAGAGUUGUCAUGCAAAUCUGCAUGCCAAAAAGGUUUCCCAUGCGGAGCCCCAUGAGAAGCAUUUUCUAGUCGUGUUUUAGAAUUUGUGAUGCUCUAAUCAGCAUGAUAUGCUAGAUCUGUGAUGCUGCUGGAGGUAGCUAAACAGGAUAAGGAUUACACUACGAGGAUAAACUUGUCAUGCGAAACAACCAAAGCUGGAUGAUUUGUCUAGCAGAUUUCUCAUCUUGACUCUGGUGUGCGUACGUUUUUACUCAGGAUAAACGAUCAAACCAGCUACCCCGCCGCGGCGAAUGCCGACGGGAACUUCCCGCCGUCAAAAUUCGACCUGUACGAGUGCAAUUUGCCAUAUGGCGUUCUCAAAUGUUACAUUCUCAGCUGUUACAUGAUUUGUAAUGCAAAACCACAAUCAGAAUCGACGCGAGCAAGCUGCUUCGCAUGACAAAUUCUCGAAGAGCCAAACAGGCUGAGAAUCUUUGCCAGAUCUGUCAUGCAAGACCCGCAAGGUGACCCCUUUCAGUUUUGCCAUUCUUGCAUCGCAAAUCCGUGUAACAGUUGAGAAUGUAACGUUUGAGAACGCCAUAUGCCGCUGUCCUUAUCCUCGAACCAAACUACGAAACUGAAGCACUUUGGCGAUAACGCGGAGUUAUGCAUUGCAAAAAUAUCUUACUCGUAUGAAUGCAUUACAAAUUUCCUGAGCUUGAGAAGUGAAAUUUGUAAUGCGGAUUUACCUUAAGAGGGAGAUUUGUAAUGCAUGAUUGCAAUUACUACGAGUGCGAUACUUUUGCCUAGGAUAGGAGUCCACUUUGAUGGCCGAGUUUGACUGCGAGACCCGGAUCGCGAGGUAUUUGUUUAUCGAACUCCCCCCGGCUUUUGCGGACGCGAAGCGGUUAGGCAAUACAAAUUUCCCGUACAUGUACAACAUGCAUCACAAAUUUCGCCAAUUUGGAGCGUAAAACUUGGCAUGCUAAACAAGGAGCGAAGCCAAGUUUUGUCAUGCAGAGACCACCAAAUCUGUAGUGUACGCGUGCGGGGGGAAAUUAUUUACUGUGGAUAGCGGUACUUGGCUUUGAACGAAGUGAAGGUGUACGGGCGGUACGAGGGGUUCCGGCCCUAUGUGAAUCCGAUGCCGUGUAUCCAAG